CGGCUCAAAACCUUUAAGCCUUCAUAUUUCUUGCACCAGAAGAAAUAAAAGAAAUAAAAACGAGACCCUAGCGAAGCGAGGCUCAGUUUCACCCCUUCUCUCCACCUUAACCAUGGCUUUGAGUCGCGACUGGAUGUACGAGAACAACGGAGGCACUUGCGUUGCGAUCGCGGGAGCGGACUACUGUGUGGUGGCCGCCGACACGAGGCUGUCGAUCGGAUACAGCAUCUACACCAGGGACUAUUCCAAGAUCUGCAACCUGGCGGAGAAAUGUGUAUUGGCAUCUUCUGGAUUCCAGGGUGAUAUAAAAGCUUUGCAAAAAAACUUAGCUGCUAGGCACUUGAUCUAUCAGCAUCAACACAACAAACAAAUGAGUUGCCCUGCAAUGGCUCAACUCCUCUCAAAUACCCUUUAUUUCAAACGUUUCUUUCCAUAUUAUGCUUUCAAUGUUCUAGGGGGACUUGACAAUGAAGGGAAGGGCUGUGUGUUCACAUAUGAUGCUGUUGGGUCCUAUGAGAGGGUCGGGUACAGCGCCCAAGGCUCUGGGUCAACACUCGUCAUGCCUAUUUUGGACAACCAACUUAAAACCCCCAGUCCUCUCUUAUUGCCUGCUAGGGAUGCUGUGACACCACUAUCGGAAGCUGAUGCAGUUGAUAUGGUAAAAGAUGUUUUUGCAUCUGCAACUGAAAGAGAUAUAUACACUGGAGACAAACUAGAAAUAGUCAUUCUCAAUGCAUCUGGUGUACGGCGUGAAUUUAUAGAUCUCAGGAAAGACUAAUUUCACAUAAUUGUGGGCCACUGCUGUGACCCUGCUGGUGGAGCUGGGGAAGGUCUUUCCAAGGUCAUUGUCAUGGUGGAGCCGUGCUCCUUCCAUGGUGAUUGCCCGUAUUUAGCCUUUAUUAUCCCUCAAAACUCUCUCGGACCAACUAAUGUUAUGCAUGUUUAUAUGAACAUGGCCGGAAUUCAGUCUUUUGUAUUGGCAUUUUAUCAACUUUUAACCCUUCCUUUUUUCCUUCCUGCAUGGCCUGCCUUCAGGAUUUUGUAUUUAAAGGUUCAUCUAUAGCAUCACAGAGCUUCCAAUUCAUUCUCAAAGGAA
Messenger RNA from Phoenix dactylifera (date palm), 1096 nucleotides. Its product is annotated as proteasome subunit beta type-1. NCBI's taxonomy places the organism in Eukaryota, Viridiplantae, Streptophyta, Magnoliopsida, Arecales, Arecaceae. The record is from RefSeq and is a predicted model, not a curated record. Gene Ontology annotation, cellular component: cytoplasm; nucleus; proteasome core complex.